This is a messenger RNA of Onychostoma macrolepis, 3118 nucleotides long. Its product is annotated as carbohydrate-responsive element-binding protein. The coding region runs from base 264 to 2945 and encodes 893 amino acids. Gene Ontology annotation, molecular function: RNA polymerase II cis-regulatory region sequence-specific DNA binding; DNA-binding transcription factor activity, RNA polymerase II-specific; protein dimerization activity. Gene Ontology annotation, biological process: regulation of transcription by RNA polymerase II. Gene Ontology annotation, cellular component: nucleus. The record is from RefSeq and is a predicted model, not a curated record. The transcript is spliced from 17 exons. Lineage: Eukaryota; Metazoa; Chordata; Actinopteri; Cypriniformes; Cyprinidae.
ACAGCAUAUCAAUAGCUGGGACGGAGAUCAGCUCUUACAUAAUUGUGCUCGAGUUUAGACCGCCUCAGGCUGUCAGAGUUUGAAACUGCACGAUGCAGCGUUUUAAUCAGUGAGUUUUGUUCAUUUUUAUCAUGCUUGAUCUUUGACCUGCAGCUCAGCUUACUAAGUAUGCAGUAAGAGUACAGCGUGAAGCGCGCCUCCUCAGAUGGCGUUUUUCUCAGUGGGCUGCAUUUGAGCAGCGUUACAGCACUAGAUCAGCAGCGAUGGCAAAGGCAGAGUACUCAGAAACCUCAGAGCCCAACCAGAUCGGACCGGAUUCAGAGUCCGAUUCGGAUCCGGAUGACCACUUGCCCAGUGUGGACGCCGGAGCGGGAUUCGGAUCGGUCCGGCGGACUCAGGUGAUCCACAGCGGGCACUUCAUGGUGUCCUCGCCGCACAGCGACUCGGUCAGGAGGAGAAGCGCGGCUCUUUAUAAUGCUGAUAGUUAUGACUUUGACACCGUUAAUAAACCGGACUGCCAGACCUACAGUUUCGGUCCGUUGAGCUCCAGACAGCUGAGCAUUGACCCCACUCUCACGCGCCUGUUUGAAUGCAUGACACUGGCGUACAGUGGAAAGAUUGUGUCUCCAAAGUGGAAGUCUUUCAAAGGCUUGAGGUUGUUGUGGAGGGAUAAAAUCCGGCUGAAUAAUGGCAUUUGGAGGGCCUGGUUCAUUCAGUAUGUGGAGAAAAGGAAGAACCCCGUGUGUGGGUUUGUCACGCCGCUGGAGGGCUCGGAGGCGGAUGCCCAUGGCAAACCUGAGGCGAUUGUUUUGGAGGGAAGCUACUGGAAGAGACGGAUAGAGGUGGUGAUUAAGGAAUAUCACAAAUGGAGGAUUUACUAUAAGAAAAGACUUCAGAAGAACAAAGACCUGCUGUCCAUGCUACAGAAGUGUCCUAUCAGCAGGACGGGGCUGGAGAAAUGGACCAGUCAGAUCUAUCCAGAGCCUGAGGCGGCAUCAGAGGAAGUGCACAUGUUUGACUUAGAUUGCUUCCUGUCUGACAUCUCGGACACGCUGUUCACCAUGACCCAGAAACCCAGUCCCUGGAGUGGAGACCGCCAAAACACGUACACCAGUAAUGCAGACAUGAUCCAGCCCGGCUUGACUCCAUUACAGCCCAGCUUGGAUGACCUGAUGGACAUACCGGACAUUUUCAUGAGUUUCCGCGGACAGCCGACGGAGCAUGUGGGUUAUUCAGACUGCAGCUUCUUUGAGAGUUUGUCUAGCGCGUCGUUUCCUUCAGCUGCUUCCUCUGCCGUCACCAGUCAGAUGAUACACACAGGAGCUCUGCUGACACAGCCUCCUCUCUCAGCUGAAAGUUUAUCCCAGCCGUCCUCAUCUGUAAACCUACCUGGUCCCAGUUAUCCUCGCCAGACCAUCGACCCCAACUUAACCUUCAACCCCAGUGGUGAAACGUCAGAGCCCAAGUUCAAAAGUCACUCAGAAUACAUCAGUGACUUCCAUCACUCUCUGAACCUCUCGUCUGGCCUGGUCCCGUACGGUCCGCAGACGUCCUUCUGCGGUCAUGCCACUGACAUGCCGGGCGUCAUGGCACAGCAAAGCCCUUACCCAUCAGCCUGCCUCCGACACAGAUAUUCAUCCAGCCAGUCACGGACCUGCGCUGCUGCCACGUCCACGGUCAUCACCCACACAGGCUCUGCCAUGAGCGCCCUGCCGCUGGACGCCCAGCACGGAUACUCCAGCAUGGCCGAGAUGUUUCCUCCUGCCACCUGCAUGUCUUUGAGCUACCAGCCCAUGACGCUGACCCCGUCUCUGCCUUCGCCCGGCACCUCUCACUGCUUCUCUGUGCCGCAGCAGGUGGGCGGGGGGAAGCACAAACAAAAGACAGGAGGAGCCCAAUUGGUUCCCAGGGUGAUGACUUCAUCUACAAGCCCGCCCACUCAGACGAGCUGCCUGGCCAACCUGCUCUCUUCCAGAUCUCAAGAGCGAAAACCAUCAUUGAGUUUUGACGCUCCUUCAGCAGGGUUAAAAGGCCACAGACCAACGUCACCCAUCUCUCCGCCAAAGAGCAGCAGUCGAGGAGGAUCGCAGAUUUCCCGCAAUCCCCCCUGGGCCUCCACUGCAGUCCCACCACUGUCACCGUUACACUGUCAGGCGCCCAUGUCAACCCACAGCCACAGCGGCACCCCGCAGGGAAGCACCAUUUCCUCUCUGCUCACGCAACAAACACCGCUUCUCAUCCCCAAAACAGAAAAACUCUCCCCGGUACAAAUGCACACAAGUGACAGGACCAGUUUAACAGUCAGUUUUUCAGGAAACAUGGGGCAGACGUCACCUACGAAUCCAGCAGAGAAAAGCCCAGAGUCGUUACCUGGACAUGCCAAGAUGGAUUCCACAAGAACAGAUACACGGCGGAUCACACACAUUUCAGCCGAGCAGAAGAGACGGUUCAACAUCAAGCUUGGCUUUGACACGUUACACAGUCUGGUGACGACUCUCAGCUCACAGCCGAGUAUAAAGAUCAGUAAGGCCACGACGCUGCAGAAGACGGCGGAGUACAUCAGUAAGAUGCAGCAGGAGAGAGCUCAGCUCCACGAGGAGGCCCAGAGACUCCGAGACGAGAUCCUCAUGCUCAACUCUGCCAUCAAUGCGUGUCAGCAGCAGCUUCCGGCUACAGGCGUCCCAAUAACACGACAGCGCUUCGACCACAUGAGGGAGAAGUUCAGAGAGUACGUGAGAGCUCAGACGCUGCAGAACUGGAAGUUCUGGAUCUUCAGCAUCAUCAUCGAGCCGCUGUUCGAGUCGUUUAACGGGAUGGUGUCCACAGCCAGUGUUGAUGAUCUGUGUCGCAGCACUCUGUCCUGGCUGGACCAGCACUGCUCUCUGCCCGCGCUCAGACCCAUAUUUUUUUAUUUUCUAGCCUUUUGCAAAAGCAGUAAGCCUUGAGAGGACAAUUUCACCACAAUUUCACCAUGAUUUUACCACAGUUAAGGGGUAUUUUUAAGCAAGAUGCAAAACGGAAUCAUGAUCAACUUACUAUAUUAUUGCAUUAAUUAUACUUUAAUAUUAUAUAAAUAAAUAUAAUAAUUAAAUGGAAUAUAACAUUUACAAUAUAAAAU